AUGUCGUUAGUUUGUAGAAAACUAUGUUCCUCUAUUUUAUUGGAACACUUUGGACAUAUUGUUCAAGCUGUAGGUGAAGAUUUAAUAAAAUAUGGUCCAAAACCAUUAGGUUUAAUUCGUCACUCAACCCAUCUUUCGUUAGCAAAGAUAAAAGAAGCAUUAUGUGUUUUAAUAAAAUAUGAUUUUGUUAUACCUCGACAAACUGAAAGGGGAAUAGAAUAUUCUUUAAUUUAUGAAAAAAUCAUAAUGGUACUUAGAUAUCCAAGAUAUAUGUUCUUUGCAAAAACAAUGUGUGGGGAUGAUGCAGAAAUGAUAUUGGAAGAAGUAUUAAAACACGGGUAUAUAACAGCUUCUGAAGUAAUUGCACUAACAUAUAAAAGAAUCCAACAGUCACCUUCUGAAUUAGAAGUAUCAGUUCCAGUACUGAAGGAUAAAUUUGAAUUGUUAGUUAAAAACCAAUUUCUGAUGCGUAGUUUAUAUUCAGAAACACCUGAAGAAACAGCUAAUGAGAAACGAGAUUACAACUUGCCAGAUCUUAAUAUAGCUGCAAUUAAUAAGCUAAUUGGAGGAGAACAAGUUGACUGUGGGGAUAGUAAAAUUUAUUGGAAAGUCAAUUUUGAUCGCUUUACUCAGGACCUUAGGGAUCAAAUUAUUAUAUCAGCUAUGCGCAAUAGACUGGAUGAGAAUGCAUCAGAGUUGAUGAGACAGUUACUGUUCCUUAUGUACUUGCGGACAGCUUCAUGGGCAGAUACAUCCAAUCCAAUACCUCUUGCAGAGAUAAAAGAAGCUGUCAGAAAGAUUGAUUAUCCAUUACUUACUCAACACCUUGACCAAUACUUACGUCUUAUUGAGGAAGACACUAGUCAGUUUUUAAAACGAGUUGGAGAUGCUGCAGGUGGCCAAUAUAGUGUUAACAUGAAGGAAGCAUUUAAUCAGUUAGCGUGGACUACAUUAGAGAAUAUUGUAAUGGAGAGAUUUGGUUCAAAAGCAGCUAGAAUUUUUAGGUUAGUGCGUGAUAGGAAAUACAUUGAGCAAGAACAAAUUCAGCAGUUAGCUAUGAUUCCAGCGAAGGAGGCUAAAUAUUUAACAUACACAUUAUUACAAGAGAAUUAUCUGCAAAUGCAGGAAAUAAAAAAAGCCGGUGUAUCGGCUGCACCAAUGAAAACGUUCUUCUUGUUCCAUAUUGACUUAAAUUUGGUUGUUCAUAUGGAGGUAGAACAUUGUUACCAUGCGCUGUAUAAUACUAUGCAAAGAAGAGAAUACGAGGUAACCAGUAAUAAGCGAAUGAUAGAUAAACAGUUACGAAUGCAGACACUCACGAGUAAUCUAAAAGAACACGGAGCUACCGAAGAACAAUUGGCGGAGAUCGCAGAAAUGAUGACACCAUCCGAAAAACAACAGUUGGAAAAAGUUCAAAGUACAAUCAAGAAACUGGGCGUGACUGAAUUGCAGAUAGACGAUACUUUGUUCCUAUUAACAAUGUAUUUACGUUACCAUUGA
Messenger RNA from Dufourea novaeangliae, 1500 nucleotides. It is a transcript of the gene Polr3C, whose product is annotated as DNA-directed RNA polymerase III subunit RPC3. Gene Ontology annotation, biological process: DNA-templated transcription. The transcript has 8 exons. The coding region runs from base 1 to 1500 and encodes 499 amino acids. The record is from RefSeq and is a predicted model, not a curated record. Gene Ontology annotation, cellular component: RNA polymerase III complex. Gene Ontology annotation, molecular function: single-stranded DNA binding. Lineage: Eukaryota; Metazoa; Arthropoda; Insecta; Hymenoptera; Halictidae.